Molecule: messenger RNA, 1104 nt
Organism: Gryllus bimaculatus (two-spotted cricket)
Lineage: Eukaryota; Metazoa; Arthropoda; Insecta; Orthoptera; Gryllidae
Source: the annotation of a GenBank genome assembly
UUCGCCGCCGCCCCCUUCGCCUCGCCGCCCUCAGCGCCGCCCUCGUCGUCUCCGCCGCCGCCGCCCUCGCAGCUCGACGCAUCGCCUGCUGAUCGCCGGCGCGAUGGGUCUCCCGCCACCCCAGCAGACGCCCACGUCGUCUCCGCUGCCGGCGCUGGCCUUCGCCCUCGUGUUGCUGCUGCUGCUUGAACCAGAAUAUUUCAACAAACAGUACGUUGGAAAAUACAAAAAUAUUGUGAAAUUUGCAUCAUGGAGUGGAGUGUAUUGGGCAUAUUUGUUGGUGGUAUGAUAAUGUACGACUUCCGGAGGCCAUCGUCAUCAUCGCCGUCUUCGUCAUUGUCAUCGUCAUCGUCAUCGUCAUCGUCAUCGUCAUCGUCAUCGUCAUCGUCAUCGUCAUCGUCAUCGUCCUCUACACUGACUGAACGUACUGCACUUCUUACACCUACAAGAUCCAUUCUGAAGAAGAAAAAGAAGUUUCGAUCGGAUUCAGUGAAGCCUUCGUGCAAAUCAAUGUUCAACAGGAAGAAGAGGGUUCGUUUUGGGAAAUACCAAUACAGGGCGCUAAUUCGGUGUGAAUGUGAAGACGAAUACUGCCAAUGUUUUGUAGAUACGACUGUAGAAACAGGUUGGUUAGAACGCCUAUAUUUUGCAGUUCGAAGCGCGAUAUUUCUUUGAAAUGCUGCCAUUUUUUGUUUAGUGUUCCUCAAUGACAUAUUGGCAUUGGCAAAAGUGAACCUAAUAUUGAAUUGGAGAGGUGUGUUUUGUUUUAAGUUUGGUUCUCCAAAACAAACUUGGAAUGGAUCUACAAAGUGAAGUGACAGUAUGAAAUGUUUGCCAAUUGUUUUAGAACUUAACUUUCGUUAUUUUUAUAUAUAUUUUGUAUGCUAUUGAACUUCGUAAGUUGAUUGUAAACAAUGGAAUAAAGUAUUACAGGAAAUUAUUAAGAUUAGAAUCGUGUUCUCUAAUGUGUUGUAAUUUAUUCGUUUCAAGGUCAGAAAUUGUUCAAUCCUAGGAUUUAUAUAUUUGUAUUUAUUUUGAUAUAUUUUUUCUAAAUAUUGUAUCAUCACUUAUCAGAAAUUUACCGAGAAAUACGAAAGAAAAAAG